AUGUUGCAGAUUGCAGCCGUCCUUUGGGCGCUGGUCUGUGUCCUGCCCCAGCAGGUCAGCGCAGGUUUUCUUCACACGUUCAAGAAGGCCAGCCUGACCACCGACCAGGCACCUUGCGAUUCCUGCGCGACCGCGGAUCUGCAAGACCCUAAUGAGUUCGAUCAGUGCAAUUUCUGGGGCGAUCCACACUAUACGGAAACCUGGGGUGGCCUCGGCCGCUUCGACUACCAAGGGCUGGGCGUCCAUGACGUUGUGAUCAACAACGUGACCUGUGACACUUUCCGUAUGCAGGCCUUUCACUGCCAGUACCGAACGUCUCGCAACGCAGUGGUUCUGGGUUUCGUCAUCGAACUGGGCGGCUCCGUCACCGGCACUGUCUUCGUCAACGACACGUUCGUGGAAGUGAGCGCUGGCUUGGAAAGUCUGGUGUCGCCCAUAGGUGAAAUCUCUACCCAGCAGCUGCAGAACGGUGGCAUCAAUGUGCAGACCGGCGAUCGCUGCAACUUCGUCAACAUCAACGAGAAGCCCAUCAACUUCAAGCCUGGCUACCUGCUCAAUGCCAAGGUGAGAUCACGCGUGGGCGUGACGCAGAAUGCCGGCGUUUGUGGCUCUCCACAGCUAUUCCCUACUUUCGUGAGCGACAACAGCAGCUUCCUGUUCACGAGCGAGCAGAUCGAGCAGCUUUGUGAACAGUGCAGCAGCUUUGGCGGAGAAAUCUCUCCCGCUUGUCCUGGUUACACGCCACCACAACCACCGGACAUUACCAACGAUUUGACCGAGGAAUGUUUGUGGGCCGCAGAUCCCAUCGAAACCCAGAAUGCUGGCACUGGGCCCGACAUCACUCAGUUCUGUGCAACAGACACAACCAUUGCGGCCGACUUUGGCAAUCCUGGACCUGACCAAUGCCUCUUCACAGUCACUGAUGGCAAUGGUAAUAGCUGCACUGACAUUUGCGGACUCCUUGGCACCACCUGCAGCAACGUGCCCGGUCGCGUGGAUUCCCAAAACGACAACUGCGAACCUGGCGGCAAUGAAGGAACUGCCUCGUGCGACACCCAGAACAAUUUCAAUACGUACACCUGUGCUUGCGACAUUCCGGAUAUUCCCUUUCCGGGCGAUAACAUCAACGACGCCGAGGAGGUCGCAAACAACGAUCCGAACAUCAGCUUCCAGGAUGCGAUCGACAAUUGUACCGUCGGGUGUUUGGCAAAUGUGACAUUCGAUAUAAAUGUACCUCCAACCACGGAGCUGGAGUACUUGCUUCAGGGAUGCAUCAUCGAUUGGGUGUACGCAUCGAAUGACGAAAGAGCUGCCAUCGUCGACAACACCCAGGCGCAAUGUCCAGGACUGCCGCUGACAGAAACCUGUGCCGAUUUCACUUGCAGCAGCGGGCUGGUUCCUGAUCCAGCCAAGCAGGCUGAUGUGUGUGGGCCUCCUGGGACCUGCACCGACGCCUUGUGCUGCAUGACAAGCCGCUUCCGGCGCUAUCGGCGUCAACGAAUUCGGCGUCGACGUCGCCGCAGCCGAUUCGGCCGAUACUACAAAUACGCAUACAACGAAUCACUGAUGCAAUCACUCGCCCCGGACGAGGAGGAGCAUGAGGAGGAUGGCAAUUUCCAGCAGGUCUACAGCUGCAAAGGCGAAGACUGUGAGGAGGCCAAAGCGAAGUUGAGCACAAGACGGGGGUCGUCCAGUGCUCAAGUCAAGGAGGUGCUUGCGGAUGAGCUAUGA
Messenger RNA from Symbiodinium necroappetens, 1731 nucleotides. The record is from the annotation of a GenBank genome assembly. NCBI's taxonomy places the organism in Eukaryota, Dinophyceae, Suessiales, Symbiodiniaceae.